Molecule: messenger RNA, 792 nt
Organism: Microthlaspi erraticum
Lineage: Eukaryota; Viridiplantae; Streptophyta; Magnoliopsida; Brassicales; Brassicaceae
Source: the annotation of a GenBank genome assembly
AUGUUGUUUGUUAUCUUCGCAGGACCGUCUAGGCGAGCGAGAUCGAAUAGCAAGUUUAAGGAGAAGUUCAGGCUGUUGAAGGAGCUUAGCCAUCGAUUGUGGCCUAAGGUUGUGGCGGCGCUUGAGAAGAAGAAGCAAGAGAGGAAAGAUAAGAGGAAGGGGAAAAGCAAGUCCGCCAUUCCCGCGACUCCGAUAUCCACGGUGAGACCAUCUCGUUCUGAGAAGAAACCGAUGGGUCUUAAGAAGAGAGCAGCCAUGCCCAUUGACGAUGUCGUCGGCGCCCAAAAAGAAAAGGGGCUUCGACGAGGAAAGCCUCGACCUCUGGCCUCGACCUCUGUUCCUGACGAUGUUCCGGAGAAAGUGAUCGAGCUUGAGUCUCCUCCUUUCUCUGAUCAUGACGAAUCUUCCCAUCACGAUGAGAGUGCUUCUCAUCAUGAUGAAGAUUUGAGGACUCCGGUGCGUGGUGGUUCGCCUUUCCAGGGGAAUGAGUUUCUCACCCCUCGUGGCGACACUCCCUCCUUUGACCAGCGUGAUCGUGGCGGCUUCGAAGAAGGGGAGUCGUCUCGGCGUCCAGGUGAGAACGACGAGGCGGCGUCUCAUCAUUCGGAGACGGGCGGUUUCGCUCCUCACUCAAACCUUGGUGCUAAGGGCGACACCGGGAUGCCAAAGGAUGGUCCCGAGGGUUAUAAUCCUCACGCGUUCAAGACGUGGUGGAACGGUGAGAACCCUCUCAUGGAGGACCAGGAUGCUUGCGGAGGGGCGACUUGGAUGUCUAAAGUUCAUCCUGGCUAG